Porites lobata is the source of this 1263-nucleotide messenger RNA. NCBI's taxonomy places the organism in Eukaryota, Metazoa, Cnidaria, Anthozoa, Scleractinia, Poritidae. The record is from the annotation of a GenBank genome assembly.
AUGUCCUUUGACUGUCAGAAGUGUGGCAAGUGUUUUAACAAUACAGGACACUUUAGGGCUCAUGAAAGAGUUCACACUGGGGAAAAGCCAUAUGAAUGUAAACAGUGUGGCAAGUGUUUUAGCCAAGCAUCAAACCUAAGGAGCCAUAAAAGAGUUCACACAGGGGAAAAGCCAUAUGAAUGUAAACAGUGUGGCAAGUGUUUUAGCCAACCAGGAAACCUAAAGAGCCAUAAAAGAGUUCACACUGGAGAAAAGCCAUAUCAAUGUAAACAGUGUGGCAAGUGUUUUAUUGAAGCAGGACACCUGAGGACUCAUGAAAGAGGUCACACUGGGGAAAAGCCUUAUGAAUGUAAACAGUGUGGCAAGUGUUUUAGCCGAGCAGGAAACCUAAGGAGCCAUAAAAGAGUUCACACAGGGGAAAAGCCAUAUGAAUGUAAACAGUGUGGCAAGUGUUUUAGCCAAGCAGUUCACCUAAGGAAUCAUGAAAGAGUUCACACUGGAGAAAGGCCAUAUCAAUGUAAACAGUGUGGUAAGUGUUUUAUUGAAGCAGGACACCUAAGGACUCAUGAAAGAGUUCACACUGGGGAAAAGCCUUAUGAAUGUAAACAGUGUGGCAAGUGUUUUAGUGAAGCAGGAAACGUAAGGAGACAUGAAAGAGUUCACACUGGGGAAAAGCUUUUAGAAUGUAAACAGUAUGGCAAGUGUUUUAGUGUAGCAGGAGACCUAAGGACUCAUGAAAGAGUGCACACUGGGGAAAAGCCUUAUGAAUGUAAACAGUGUGGCAAGUGUUUUAGCCAAGCAAAGUAUCUAAGGAUUCAUGAAAGAUUCCACACCGUGGAAAAGUCAUAUGAAUGUAAUCAGCGUGGCAAGUGUUUAAGCCAAGCAGGACAUCUAAAGGUUCAUCAAAGAUUACAUACAGCGGAAAAACCUUACGAAUGUAAACAGUUUGGCAAGUGUUUUAACCAAGCAGGAAACCUGAGGAGUCAUGAAAGAUUCCACACUCAGGAAGGGUCACGUAAAUUUUCCCAGAAAAACAAAUGUGUGUCCAAACGUUUGGAAUCCUGUAAACGGAAGAGAGCAGGAAGUGAAAACUUUGAUGUCAGGGCAACAGGCUGUGCAGAGAACCAGCAGACACAGAGAGAAACCGGAAACAAUGGUUUAACAGAUGCACGAUCGGUCAUUAUUGAGAAACACAGCUGUUGGAUCUGUCAAGAGGAGAUAAGUAGUGAGGCUCUUCUCCUUCAACAUUAUGAAAAUCAUAUG